GGAAUAUAUAUAUAUAUUCAAUUCACAUAGUCACACUUUGAGAGUCUGGUAUAUACGGCCUUUUAAUAAGAAAUAUUAUAUCGGGAGUGUUGUGUUGUCAUGUUUUCAAUAAACUCCCAACUGUCACCACUAAUGCUUAUAUGAUACAUGAGUAACAACAGCUGAGAUAAUUCUGGUGGAAACCAAUCAUUUAGCAUUUAAUUAGUCCAAAUUAAUAAUCCGUAAAAUUGGCCAGAUUUAAGGUCAAUUUUAUGGAUGAUUAAUUUGGAUUUAUAAUUGUAGAACCUGAUGAGGAAUUAUUGAAAAGAAUAUUCUUCGUUCAUAUAAUUGUGUUUUAAUAUAAUGGGGAUUUUUCAGCGAUUUAAUUAGUCCUCGAUAAAACAAAACUGAGAAAACCAAGCAGGUUUCAGUUUUAAAUGUAGAUGUGUUGACUAGAUCUCUAUUUAUCGCUGGGUAUUGGAUUAUAGACAUGGUGACCUCAUACUGUAGCCGUAUUCCUUGAUACGAAAUGGUGCACUUCUUUCCCGAUGUGGAAAACUUUUAAUGACGUUUUUUCGAAAGGUUUACCAAGGAAAUACACCAAUAUACUAGAGGCCCUCCAGUCAAACAGAAUUGGUCAAAGUGUAGAGGAAAAUGUAAUUCGAACUGGUAACAUCAAGUAAAGUUAGGUCUGCUCACUUUCAUACUUUUUAUUUGGUUUCGUCAAAAAUACUCCUGGAAGUGAGUCCUUCAUAGCCAAGCUUUUCAUGGGUUGAUUUCUUACUAUGAAACCCACUCGUUUAAUGUAUACGGGUGUUAUAUUCUUCCUUGGUAAGCGUGUUUGGAAAAUCGGAUCUUUUAGAUGUCUCGAUCGACAAUGCAAGCAUUUCUGCAAUGUGUUUCACGACUAUAAGUACGAAUUAUACUUUAGAGCUUGUCUUCACCAAUGUUUGAUAUAGUUACACACUUCAGCUUGUAUUUCAUUUUUGGAAAUCAGAUUUGAAUAAAUUAACACAUUUUUCCUUUGUAUACCUUCUCAUUUGGCGAUUCGUUUUCGGUAAUUCAGUUAUGAGCAGACUAGGUGCAUAAUAAAUUCUUACAGUGGUUAUUUUAUAACGUUCUUCUGUGAAGGUAUUAAACAAAAUUACACUGCUGAUAUGGGAAUAGUGUGUACGUAUAUAUACAUAUGUUAUGUGGCGUAAUUGGUCUCAUUUUGAAUUACUGUGUAACUUAUAUUGAUAAGAAAGUAUGAGAAACAUAAUUGACAGGAGAAUGUGCCUAUUUUUUACUUUAAAUUUAGCACAUAAUUUUUCAUAGCUAAAUAACAAGUUACGACAAAAACAGGUCUUUCUGAUUGGAUAUUUGAUAUUCUAACUAGGUGUUUGAUUUUAGUUUAACAUUAUAGUGUUCUAGAUUUAUUUAUCAAAUCAGUGAUAGCGUUGUGCAGUUGAAUAAACAUAUACAUGAUAGCCAAUAGAAUGUCUGUGUUUUUUUGUCAAUGUAAUUAAGUUUAUAAGCACCAACUGAUUAUGAUACUUCAUACUGAUUAUACCCGGCAACUUAUAAAACAUUGAUGGAUAAUAUAAUAAAUAUUACUUAGUGAUGCCAAAAUUGGCUGAUCAAGUGGAUAUGCUUUACAAUUAGGAUUACAAAUAUUUAUUUCGAACAUUUGUGGUUGGUACAUUUGAAGUACACAUAAAUAAACGAGUGGGCAGGAAAUUUUAUAAUAACUAUGAUAAAGCCACGUUUACAGUCCACCAAACCAGUACACUUAACAGUAACCGAUACAAUGAGCUUAAAAAGAUUUUCGCACUGGCAUUACCUACCAUGAUUUCACAACUCUUACGCUUCACUAAUCCUUCAAUCAGUGUAAUGGUCUGUGGACAUUUAAGUCGAGAGGAAUUAGACGCUUCAUCGUUGGCUAACUGUAUAAUCAAUAUUUUUGGUUUAAGCAUUGAUACAGGAUUUUCAAGUGCCUGUGAUACACUUUUCUCUCAAGCAUAUGGAAGUCGCAAUCGUGAACUCAUAGGGACACUGCUUCAACGAGCUUUAUGCGUUGUAUGUCUAAUGUACAUGACAUUGGUGUGCAUACAUUUGAAUAUUGAAACAGUAUUAUUAUUACUUGGUCAAAAUCCUUUAACUGCAUCGUGAGUCUGUAUUUAUUUGAUUCUUUUGUAUUACCGUAAAUAUUAAAAUGGAUAAUUAGUGUUUAAUGUCCAAUCAAUAGUUUUAGUAGAUUAAUUCUUUGCACAGAUUCUAUACGAUUAACUUUACAUUUGUGAAUAAAACUGUAAUUGAUCAUUUUAGUAAUCGAUAAUCGAAUUUGCAACUAUCUCUAUAUGUGAUGCUAUUAUUCUAAGUUUUACCGGAAUAGUUUCAAGCUUUGUAUAUGUAUGAUAUAAAAGAAGUCCUUAUGGUUGGUAGUUUAUACAGUCAAAGUGUUCCGUGUUUCUCCAUGUAUAUACAUUCAGGUAUAUUCAGUUAUUCCAUACAACCUUUCCCAUCUGUAAACGUUAAUAAAGAAAGAACAAAUAUUGUAGCAGAAUAACAUGAAUUCAUUUAUUUCCUGGAUUCUCCUUAAACCACAGUAUUGAUCAUUAGGACAAACCUACAUACUUUAUAUUAGAAACGUCUAGAAUAAACUGAGUUAAAGUGUAUUGAUAGAAUAAUAUUAUGAGACCAUAAUACGGAAGAACUAAAAUUGCUCAGACGUUCGCUCGUCUAUGAGUAAACUGUAUGGAUAUUUUACACGAGUAUGGACUAAAAAAACAUUUUUCUUCUCGCAAACUGGCUCCUGUUAAACCAGUUAUAUUGGAUGUACAAUUCGUCAAGCUCUUCAUCGCAUAGCAGAACACUAUCCGUCUUGGUUGAGAAAAGGACAGAUAAGAUUGAUUUAGAGUUCUAUUUUUGUUCACUUCAUACAGCUGACUUGAAUAAAGCGUUUAAGGUUAUACAGCAUAUUCCACCAUAUUUAUCACAUGGGUUACGAGUUCGUCUUUUGCACAAUACUGAAGCUAUCGGAAUUUUUGUUCUUAAACCUAACCUUUGCACCCAAAAGAAGUUAGUGCAACCUUUCUCACUACCUUGGCCAUCGGUAUGAGAGUGGGUUUUUAGCUCAAAUUUGUUUAAAAUCUUUCCUUCAAAAAUAUUCAGACAAUUUUCUAGUUUCUUCUUUUUUUUGUAUAUUACAUAUUCUCAACGUUUCUCUCUUGAUUCUUACGUAACUACUGUAAUGCUGAACUUUCAUCAAAAUAUUUUGAUAGUUCUUCUAUAUAUUAUGCAUUGUAGCAACCACUUGAUUUGGCACGUGCAUUUAAACUAAUAAACACAAUUUGAUCUAAAGGUAUGUGGGUAAUCGUCCACAUUUGAUUGUUACAAUCAGCAUUAGGCACUUAGUCUAAAAUCAUUUCUUCCGGCUAUUCCAUCACCUUUAUAUCUAAGUUCUAAAAAGAAAGACUUUUUCUUAACCGUAGGAUAUUCCAUUUCCAUUUGUCUGGUUGAUCAGCAUUUACAUAUGGAUUUUCGCCGACAACAGUUCUCAUGUAAGCAGAGUUUAACUGUGGCCAAUUCCACUUUAAGUCUAUCCACAGAGCAUAAUCUGCAUACAUGUUUGGAUAGCGUUCUAACCAAAGCUAUUUUGUGGUUUGUCGUACAGGAGUUAUGUAAGUUUAAGUAGAUCUCACUCCAGGUGUCAUUUCAAUAAAUAUGUCCUUCUAAUAGACCAUUUGAAUUACGUUUAAUACCAAGAUCUAGGAAAUGAGACAUGUUUUCAUGUUUACCUUCCAUUUUAAAUCUAAUGAUAGGGUGUGCUCUGUGGAAAAUUCGUAGUAUACGAGAAGCAUAUUGAGAAUCAUUAUAUGAAGCAAAUGUAUCGUCUACAUAACUGACGUACAAUGUUGUGUCAAAACAGUUUGUUCUAGGGUAUCUACCAGGAUUGGAUCCAGCUGACUGCCCAUGGCCACAUCAUCAACUUGACGCUGAAGGAUAUUGUUGAAUCAAAAUUUAAUAUCUUUAGCGCAUAUUAGUAUUAAUUCCUUGAAUUCGUCUUUCUGUAACAGAAGUAGUUUAUCAUGUUGACAUAUGAUUUUUGUGGUUUCUUCUGGUUUGAUUGAGGUAAAUAAUGAUGAUAUAACAAAUGAAACCAUGAAUUUAUCAAAAACAUCAACAUUUUUCAGCAUAUUAGUAAAUUUAAAAGUGUCUUUUAAACCAUGGAUAGAAAACUUCGAGUGAAUAGGUUCUAACUGAUUCGCUAACUACUUAGCAAGUUUGUGAGAUGAAGAAUCGAUCAUCGUUAGGAUAGAGCUAAUAAAAACAUCAGAUUUCUGUAUUCUUGGCAGUCCACAUACGUAAGGCAAUCUGGAUCACUUUAUAUGUUUAAAUAUUAAAUGAGUUCCCCUUCAAAUGUUCCUUUAACUUUUUUGUGAUACAUUUUCCUGUUGUUUUUUGGGCAGUCAACUAGGAAGCUAGCAGAGUCAUCUAUGUAUUGAUUGCCAAUAUAGACGAAUAGAAAUUUUAGUCAACCUUGUUUAUCUUCAUCGAUUGUUUUCAGUCCCGACAAGUGUUGAUACAGGUUCCCAAACUGAGUUUCUGUAUCAAUUCUGCCAGUGGAACAUGAGACUUCAAUUCGAGUGAAAGUCGUGAUUCGACCCAAGUCACUGCUUGACAUGUUGCAAAUAAUUUUUUCGAGAUUUUCCGGAGUACCCUCAAAUAAUUAUUCUUCAUCACAAGUUAUCAUGAACUGAAAACCUUUGAAAAUUAUGAAACUUGGGACAACUUUCCUACAUAUAUUUAGAGCUACUUAGAAGUAUUUGAAGACAAUCCGAUAAGAAGUGAAACGUGGAACAUUAAUAUUCCGUAGCGAUCAUGGUACCUUUAGACCAUUAUAUCAGGUUCCAUGGGUACGCUUUUUUAAUUUUGGUCUGUUUAGGUAACAUACCGUUCUCUUCAAAUUAAAUAAUACUUGUAUGCUCAGUUACACCAAACGCUUAAAGAGAAUUUCGGAAUUUCGAAUGGAAAGCUGUAACAUGUGAAGUAAACAAAAACUGAAAUCCAAGAGGCAAUUAAAUGAUAUUUGAUAAGGAUGGUAUCAACUUACAAACAGGCCGAAAAUGUGAACUACUCGGUAUCGACAGAAUGGUUUAAAGUUGGCGUGCUUGAAUUGGAUCAAUGAGGCUUUUGGUUUAAUUUCAAGCAUAAUCUUUGACGUUUACAGCCUAAGUGUUCAAAACCAAUAUAAAACAGACGUAUUUUGUGGUUCCCAAUAGUCUUAAGGUCAUGAAGCCUCAUAAAAACCCUUAUUUUGAAUACAAAGAAAUAUUGUUCAUUAGUUUUUAAAGCAAUUCAUAAACGUAGAGGAUGCUAGUUAUGAAAUCUACAAAUAAAUACUCAUAUAUACCCAUGUAAUGUUUUCUAUUGCACUUCAUUUAGCCUUACAUCAGAAUAUAUUGCGUACUUUUUGCCUGGUCUUGGGUUUGAUUUUUUAUUUUUAACAUUUGCACGAUACUUACAAACACAAAAUAUUAUUCAACCCAUUGUAUAUUCAACAUUUACAGGAACAGUUUUUAAUAUGUUUGCACAGUAUUAUUUUAUUGUUCAUUUAAACUAUGGGCUACGCGCUUCCGCUGUAUGCCUGUCCUUAUCGUUUGGUUGUAUGUUUCUUUGCGAAUUGGGAUAUAUAUUAGCUUCCAAAGUUUAUAAGGAAACAUGGAGUGGAUUCAAAUUAAAUUCUGCACUCAGUAAUUGGAGUAUAUUUUUCAAAUUGGGAAUUCCUGGUGUUUUAAUGGUGGCACUAGAAGAAUGGUGUUUUGAAAUGAUGACAUUAAUGGCUGGCACUCUGGGAAGCGUAACUCUGGGAGCUCAGGCAAUCGUGUUUCAGAUUCAGUCAAUAAUAUAUAUGGUUCCUCUUGGACUGUUCACAGCAGUAAAUAUUCGUGUUGGUCAAAGACUUGGUGCAUUUGAUCCAGUUGGUGCUCGUUAUGUAUACUUCACUGCGUUAACAAUCAUUUCUAUAGUUGCAUUAUUUACUGGUUUACCUGUUGUACUCUUACGACAUUACAUUCCUUAUAUGUUCACAUCGGAUGAAGAAGUUUGUUCAUUAGCCAGUCAGCUUUUACCAAUGCUUUUACUAUUCCAGUUUCUUGAAGGAUUUGCUGGUGUAUCAGAGGCUAUUUUACUAGCUUGUGGGCGUCAAAGUCUUGGAGCAAUUACAAUAUUUUUAGGUUAUUAUUGCACUGGAAUGCCAAUUGCUGCAAUACUAACUUAUCAGACAUCACUUGGAAUAUUAGGAUCAUGGAUAGGUUUAACCAUUGGUUUUGGAUUAACAACUAUGGUUUACACAAUACUUGCACUGAGAACAGAUUGGACUAAACAAGUUAAACAAGCUAGAAACAAUGUUACAGAAAUAUCAUCUGUUUAUUCGACAAAUAAUAUUAAUGAACAAUAUAAAUAUCACUACUUAGAUAUAGAAAAUGAAAGCGGUGAUGCUUCCAAUCUAACAUUAUUUGAACAAUCUACUAUGAUCACAGAAAAUUUAUCACAAUAUCAUAAGAUGAAAUUUUCCAAAAAAAUAAAAUGUAUAGAAUUAACUUCAAAUUAUUUAUGGUUUAAAUGUAUUAUAUUUUUUAUUUUUUUAAUACUACUUAUUAUAUCAUUGUAUAUACGUUUCUUCUAUUCUAUUCCAUUAUGGUAUACAUAUUGUAAUGAACAAGUGAAUUUAUUAGAUAAAUCAUCAUUUUGUACACGUAUUAUGCCAAUAAAUAAUUAUUUAUUACAAUCUAAUAAUAAUAUAACUCAUUUAUUAAUGGAUAAUAUAACAUUAUGAGAAAUUUCAAAAACACAGAAUAAAACAACAUUAAUAUACUACUUAUUUUGCAUUGUUCUGUUUGUUUUUUUGUUUUUGUUUUUGUUUUUUUUGUUAUUUUCAGUGUUUAUUCUUUUUCUUUUUGUGAACAAAUAAACGAAAGAUUCUUUUCAUUUGAUCAUUAAUUGGAUACAUAUAUAUUUUACUCAUCUAAAUUACUAAUUCUGAUUUAUGUAAUUGUUCAUAUGUUUUCUUAUACUGAAAAAAGGACAAUAUUAUAAUCCUUAACAAUCAUUAAUAAUAGAUAAGUUCGAAAUAAUUUAUUUCAUCAAUUAAAUUUAUUAUUUCUGAUCUCUAUUAUG
Schistosoma haematobium is the source of this 7140-nucleotide messenger RNA. RefSeq lists its product as uncharacterized. Gene Ontology annotation, biological process: xenobiotic detoxification by transmembrane export across the plasma membrane. Gene Ontology annotation, molecular function: xenobiotic transmembrane transporter activity; antiporter activity. The coding region runs from base 5546 to 6799 and encodes 417 amino acids. Gene Ontology annotation, cellular component: membrane. The transcript is spliced from 18 exons. NCBI's taxonomy places the organism in Eukaryota, Metazoa, Platyhelminthes, Trematoda, Strigeidida, Schistosomatidae. The record is from RefSeq and is a predicted model, not a curated record.